Schizosaccharomyces octosporus yFS286 is the source of this 2467-nucleotide messenger RNA. RefSeq lists its product as uncharacterized. The transcript has 2 exons. NCBI's taxonomy places the organism in Eukaryota, Fungi, Ascomycota, Schizosaccharomycetes, Schizosaccharomycetales, Schizosaccharomycetaceae. The record is from RefSeq and is a predicted model, not a curated record. The coding region runs from base 42 to 476 and encodes 144 amino acids.
GUAGAGCCUGCGCGUGUACUUCUCCAAAAAGUACAAACGAAAUGACUAAAAUGGAUAUUGUUCAACGCUCUAUUACCCUUAGUAGACGUACAAAAGGCUUUUACAUAGUCACCAGUGAACUCACCAGUAAGCUGCCCGAAAUCAAGAAUUUCUCAAUGGGAACUUUGAACUUGUUUAUUCAGCAUACAUCUGCUGCCCUCACUAUUAACGAGAACUGGGACUCAGAUACUCGUGAGGAUUUGAGAGAUAUUAUGGACAAGGUCGUUCCUGAGUCUCAUAGUUACCGUCACAACGCUGAGGGUUUGGACGACAUGCCUGCCCAUGCGAAGUCUAGUUUAAUUGGACCCAGCCUUACCAUUCCUAUUUCUAAUGGACAACUCAACUUGGGCACUUGGCAAGAUAUUCAACUUGCGGAAUUCCGCAGAUCACCUCACUCUCGUACAAUUGUUUGUACUAUCCAAGGCUUAAGAUCAUAAAUGGUAAUCUGGUAUGAAAUGAUGAGCUAUAAAAUUUGUGAAUGAAAUAAAAUUUUGCUUCGAGUCAACGUUUAUUUACCUAAUAAAAACCAUUGGAAAAAAAAAAGAAAAAUACAUUAGCAGUAUAUGUAUUAAGAACUAAUCCAUGAGAUGCCGAGAGUUUGGAGAUUUUGCCGCUUAUAUUUCGUAAGCAUACGAAGAAAAAAAACCUUCCAUGCGUAGCUUAUUUUCUGUCUGGUCCAUUUAUUUCAUUAUGGCCCAUGAAAACGCGUGGAAUUUCGUCUUGUAACGACAGUUCAUCGGCACAGAAGCCGUCGCGCAUGGUUAAUUUAUAGGGAUACAAAAUCUUGGGUUCACCCCGUUGAAUGGUCGUUUUGAGAAUUUCAUUCUCAACUUCAAUUAGAGUACAUGUCAGCAAAUCAACCAUAGGUUCGGAUGCAGGCAUUUUGAGAAUAUAUUCCUUGUUAACAGAUCCAUAAUUCGUAAUGAAGGUAAUGACUGGCCCUUUGUACAUUAGCAUAAGGUUAUCACCCACAGGAAUGGCAUGUGUACGGGUACGAAUCCAGUCCUCGCCGUCUUCAGAAUUGAUUAAAUCUCUGCGAAUUUUAUUCACUUUCGCUGUGUACUUGUACAGAGGGCCUUCGGUAUGGUAUCCAGUAAUCCACAUCGCUGGACGAUUGAUGGGAUCGUGAGAUCCAUCUAGCAUUUGUUCUUGCCCGUAAAAUACAAUCGGAAUACCAUCCGACAUGAGAUUUAGUGUCAUGGCAUUUUUUAGUACAUUAAAGUCAUUGUUGAGAGCUGCCAAUCUGGGUGCAUCUUGAGAUUCGAGGAAAAGACCUAAAAGAGUGCUGUCGAUACAAUGGUGUGCUACAAGGUUCAUCGCUAUUGCAGUUUUUCUUAAAGCCCUAUCAUUGACUGGAAUUACGGCUUCCGAAGCUACACCUUGUACAGGAAAGUUGUGUAAACCGUCCAUAAAACCUUGCCAUUCACAAAAAGCUGCUGCUUCCCCAGUCCACUCUUCUCCUUGACAGUAAACACCUGCUGCUUCGCAAAAUCCCGGCCAGAAUGUUUGACGAACGUGCUUUGCAGCGUCAAUACGUAACCCAUCAAUUUUGAAUUUUUUAACGUGGUCGUGAAUGAAAUUGUACAAUGUUUCAAUAAUGAACGGAUUCUCUGUAUCCACGUCAGGUAAGGUCACAUCUUCUGUGCCGAUCCAGCAUUGUUCCAAAGAUAAAGGAUCACUUUGGAUAAUUGGACACAUGGGAUGAUAGUGCUCUUCUUUAUUAAAAGGACUAUACAUUGAAAAGUCGAUGUUUCUUGUAUCGGGGGCAGCGACAUGGUUUACCACUGUAUCUACCAUUAGAUACAUUCCUCGUUCAUGUAAAGCAUCUGCUAGAUCGAUCAAAUCCUCUUCAGUACCAAAGUGAUGGUUCAAAGUAAGAAGAUCCUGCGGCCAAUAUCCGUGAUAAGCUUCACCAUACUUAGUUCUGCCUUCAAUAUUCUUAAUAACGGGUGAAAUCCAAAUAGCUGUGAAUCCCAGAUUCUGAAUGUAAUCAAGUUUAUUGAUGAUUCCCCUCCAGUUUCCACCGCAAUAGCUACGAUCCUCGGGAUUGCAAUCCACAGACUCGGUGGUUGCAAACCGAUCUGUUAGCAAUGAAUAAAUCGACUGCUUUCUCCAUCCGUGUUUGUCUAAAGCAUGGAUGGGGAUUACCCCUAAAAGUAAUGAAAGCACUUUGAAAGUCUUUAACAACAUUUUAUGGUGCCUCAUUCUUAAAGGUAGUUGCUCCAGAGAAAAGUGUUUAUGCCAUGCCUGUAUAAAUAGCUGGUUUGUUUACAUAUGUUAGAUUCAGGAUUUUGGGAUAAACAUAGCAAAAACAAACAACAAACGAAAAUUAAAUUUAAUAAAACACUAUUACUCAUAUAUACCCAGGUUCAAUUGACUUUUCUUGGUAUUAAAAGCUUAAUUAACAAGAACGCUCAGAAUAACCCAG